Messenger RNA from Hyaloperonospora brassicae, 1257 nucleotides. The record is from the annotation of a GenBank genome assembly. NCBI's taxonomy places the organism in Eukaryota, Oomycota, Peronosporomycetes, Peronosporales, Peronosporaceae.
AUGGCGCCGAGCGGUCCCAACUACUUCUUCUCGCGCGGCUUACUCGCUGCGUCUUUCUCCGCCCUGGUCCUGUCGGCAGAAAUCGAUCGGCAGCCAAGUGAAGUCGAGGCCCAACCACUUGACUUCGACUAUGACCUCCGUACGUUGGCCCAGGAAAGUCGAUACAACGAGACAGCGGCGUUAGUGCGCGACACGGAGCUCUUCCAACCACCCAACUUGGAGCACGUGUUGACGAACCAAGCAGUGAAUGCAGAAGACAUGACCGUGGGCCCAGACGGCGUGGCAUACGCCGGAUUGGGGGAUGGACGUAUCGCGAGCUUCGAAGUUGAUUCCAACGAAGUGCGGAAUUUCUCUCGCACAGGCCAAGAUGUUCCGGGAUGUGGGACUCCGGACUUGGAACCGAUCUGUGGACGGCCACUUGCGAUCAAGUUCGCUGCUGCGCGUCCUUUUGCCAAGUUCAUCCAGCGGAUUCCAGCUGCCAAGUUGUUUCCAGGAGACUUUGUGAUGCUCGCGAUCGACGCUUACCAGGGCGUGUUCCUCUUUGAUGCCAAUGGAGGGCGCACGCUGCUCUUCAAUCAAUACGCCGGCCUUCACGUGAACUUCCUCAAUGCACUUGCCGUCGUGCAGGAGACGGGCGAGAUUUACGUGUCGGACUCGUCUCGUCGCUUUCAGAACGCUCAAGUCGUAUUCGACUUUUUGGAACGCCGACCGACGGGGUAUUUGCUGCGAUUUGAUCCACGGGACGAGAGCGUGCACGUGGAGGCGAGCGGGUUGGGAUUCCCGAAUGGCCUGGCGCUUGAAAAAGAUGGCUCUGGGCUACUGAUUGCCCUCGAGUUCCAGAACAAGAUUGUGCGUUUUGAUCGAGCGACCAAGCAGAUCAAGGACUUUGCUUUCUUGCCGGGUACACCAGACAACAUUUCGAUUGAAAAGGUGGGUGCAGGAGCAAACGAGACGGAUGUGCUGCUGGUGGGACUCAUUAUACGAGUCGAUGGUGGGACCUUCUCCCAAAUCAUACAGAACGCCGAACUACGCAAUCUGCUACUGCAGCUGCCAGCGUCGGUGACGUUUAGCUUCAUCGAUCGUCUUGGCGUGUUUGCCUCUGUAGACUUGGAGACGGGCGACGUUCGGUACGUGUACGAAGCCUCGCAAGGGCAGACGCCGUUGGUUACGGGUGCGAAGCGUUUCGGCGACUACAUCUAUCUGACGAGUUUCCUUCGAUCUUCGCUCACGCGGAUCCCAGCAGCAAUGGUGCAGUAG